AUGAAUCUAACCGGUAGGGAAAUCCGGAUCAUUUCGCUGAUCGCGCUCGACACCGCUUUUUUCUUGCUGGAGAUCAUCGUUGGAUACACGGCGCACUCGCUAGCGCUCGUCGCCGAUUCUUUCCACAUGUUGAACGACAUUUUCUCGCUCGUGGUAGCGCUGUGGGCCGUUCGUGUUGCCAAGAACAAGGGCGCUGACGCUAAGUACACUUAUGGGUGGAAACGGGCCGAAAUCUUGGGUGCACUGAUAAACGCGGUUUUCCUUAUCGCACUGUGCAUGUCGAUUUUGAUUGAGGCUAUCCAACGGUUUUUCGAGCCCCAGGAAGUCAAGAGUCCAAAGUUGGUGCUUGGUGUCGGUUCCGCUGGGCUUGUUUCCAAUAUCGUGGGCCUUUUCUUGUUCCAUGAACACGGUCACUCGCAUGGCCAUUCCCACGACCAUUCCCACGACGAUGGCGCUCACGACCAUGACCACGACCAUGCAGCCGACGAAGAACAAGGUCACAUGACUUCGCCCUCGCAAUCACCAUCCAUGGACCAACUCAGUGACUCUCGUCCGAUCAACGAUAUGCUUCCAUCCUCUGUUGUCGAAUCAUUCAGCCCCGAGAGAACGCCUUUGCUUGCGUCGAAAGAUGCCACUGCGAAUGCUCAUGACCACGAUCACGACCACGACCACAAGAAGGGUUCUGGCAAGUCUUUGAAUAUGCAUGGCGUUUUCUUGCAUGUUUUGGGUGACGCCCUCGGUAACGUCGGUGUCAUGGCCACCGCGCUGUUUAUCUGGAAAACUGACUAUUCUUGGAGGUUUUACUCCGAUCCACUUGUCUCUCUUGUCAUUACCGUCAUCAUUUUCUGCUCUGCUUUGCCACUUUCAAGAAAGGCGUCGCGCAUCUUGCUGCAAGCCACUCCAACGAGCAUAUCCGCAGACAGAGUCCGUCAAGAUAUCAUGAAUAUAAAUGGUGUCGUUUCCGUGCACGAUUUCCACAUCUGGAACUUGACCGAGAACUUUUCAAUUGCUUCCAUUCAUGUUCAAAUUGAUGCUACACCAGACCAAUUCAUGGAAGUGGCCAAACUCAUCAGAAACAUUUUCCAUCGUUACGGAAUUCAUUCUGCCACUGUUCAACCUGAAUUUAUCCAUGGAAAUCUGGGUCCCGACACUUACCGUCGAUUUUCCAGAAUCGCAGGCGGUGGUACUUAUGGCUCUUCUAUGUCCUUAGAUAACCCUACUGCUGACACCUCCGCAUACGGUGCUACAACUAGUGAAACAAGGUGUAUCGUGGACGAGGCUGCACAGUGUAACGCCGACGAAUGCUUGCCUCCUGCUAAUUAA
Lachancea mirantina is the source of this 1323-nucleotide messenger RNA. The record is from the annotation of a GenBank genome assembly. NCBI's taxonomy places the organism in Eukaryota, Fungi, Ascomycota, Saccharomycetes, Saccharomycetales, Saccharomycetaceae.